AUGGCGACCUCCGCGGAGUUUUUCCCCGUACCCGCAGGCCGUCACGAAGUCGAUCUCGGCCCUUCGCUCUCGCGUGCGCUCAAAGCACGCAAAGGCGCCCCCGCGACCAGCAAGCACGAUCGAGAGUUUUAUUCCGUCCGGUAUGCCUCAGACAACUUCCGCCCGGAAUCCAUCGACACUGAGAAGCCCGGGUCCAUCGAGGUCGUCGAGGACAGGGGUAAGGUCGAUGUCCGCAUGUCGCGCCCGACCACCAAGGGCGACGACGAGCCGGCCAGGUUCAUUGGGCAGGCCACCUCGGCGUCCGAGUACGAGUGCGUGCUGAUAUACGACGAGGACACCGGAAGGUGCACGCUCGAGAAGCUCGACACGAUGUUCACCAUGGUUCAUGACCACCCUCCGGCGCGCGCGCCGCGCAAAGCCGCGUCCCCCGCUCCCCCUCGGCCAGCCGUCUCGUCCCGCAAUGUUUCUGCCCAGAAGCAAGAAGAAGAGGAAAGCGAAGGGGAGAUCCCCGAGCAUAAGGUCUCAAAACCCCCGCUCAAAACGAUGUUUAUGCCUAAGAAGCCCAAGGUACCUCCCAAGGCGCAACCUCCGCCCGCCACGGCGAAGCCCACGCCAACCCCUACACCUGCCCCGUCAAAACCCGCACUUCCAAUAAAGAGCGUAGUCUCGAGCAAGGCGUCCCCUGUGCCUUCCACGUCCAAAUCUGCUCCUACGAAACCAGUACCGCGACCACGCGCAAAGGCCUCAGCACCUGCACCUGCGCCCACACCCACUCCGCCUGCCCCUGCCCCUGCCUCUACACCUAUUCCGUCCCUUCCGUCCAAGCCCGCUGCCUCUACCUCCAAGGCCGCGAAUAAACGCGAGGCGCCGCCGGAAGAGCCCGAUGUGCGUCGUGCACCCAUCAAGAAGGCCAAGGUGCAGAAGAAGGAACGGCCCCCAAGCCCACCGCCGAAACCCGCCAAGAUCUAUCUCCCCGGCGCGUCCGACUUCAUCUCGCUCCCAGGUGCUACCCCCGCCCCCGCGCCAGCGCCAGCACCUUCCACCUCUGCCUUAUCCUUUCCCGCACCCAUCUCCGCCGCGCCGCCCGUGCCCCCGCCGGUGGAAGCACCCCCGGUCAUCGCGGCGGACGACUCGGACGACGCCGACGAAUGGGACGAGGUCGAGCCGGCCGAGCCCCGCCCGUCUAUGGUCAUGGAGGAGAUCGACGAUUACCCGCUCCCUCCCAUGCCCGAGCCCGAGCCCGAGGAUCCGUACGCGGCGUUCCCCGCGCCCGAGGAGGAGUUGCUGGAGGACCUCGGGGACGACUGGCUCGCGGCCGCGGUCGGAGACGAGGACUCAGAUCAAGAGCCGGAGCCGAUCGUCCCCGCGGACCCAGACGCGGGGCCCCUCAGCAUGCGCGCGCUCCUGGGCGACGGGCGUUUGAGCAGCGACGAGGACGAGGACGAGUCGUCGACCAGCGACGACAGUGACGACGACUGA
Molecule: messenger RNA, 1479 nt
Organism: Epithele typhae
Lineage: Eukaryota; Fungi; Basidiomycota; Agaricomycetes; Polyporales; Epitheliaceae
Product: RNA polymerase II transcription elongation factor-domain-containing protein
Exons: 5
Coding region: 1-1479 (492 amino acids)
Biological process (GO): positive regulation of DNA-templated transcription; regulation of transcription elongation by RNA polymerase II
Cellular component (GO): super elongation complex
Molecular function (GO): transcription elongation factor activity
Source: RefSeq, a predicted model, not a curated record